Molecule: messenger RNA, 1345 nt
Organism: Pseudophryne corroboree (corroboree frog)
Lineage: Eukaryota; Metazoa; Chordata; Amphibia; Anura; Myobatrachidae
Product: growth arrest and DNA damage-inducible protein GADD45 beta-like
Exons: 4
Coding region: 243-719 (158 amino acids)
Biological process (GO): regulation of cell cycle
Cellular component (GO): cytoplasm; nucleus
Source: RefSeq, a predicted model, not a curated record
UCUCAUACUGUAUACGGGAAACAGACUGCGGGCCAAUCGGGAAAUGGGUAAUCCCCAGCCCCGCCCCCUCCACACAGGACAUAUAAGGAGCGGAGACGCCAGCUCUGUGCUGACUGCAGAUCGUCAUUGAUGUGACUGGAGGCGCAGGGGACACGUACGGGGAUCUGCCUGGCUGUAUUGGAUUAUUAUCACCGGGCGCGCUGGGGUAUUUCCGCUCUCUGCUGUCAGCGCCUUAUUGCACUAUGACACUGGAGGAUAACGAGACCUGUGACAACCACGAGGAAGAGAUGCAUCCUGUCGCCUCAGCCCUGGAGCAGGUGCUGGAUGCAGCCCAGAGACGGGACUCCCUGACUGUGGGGGUGUAUGAAUCCGCCAAGCUUAUGGAUAAAGAUCCUGACAGUGUGGUACUGUGUCUUCUCGCAGCAGAUCCCGAACAUGCAGACAAUGUGGCAUUAAGCAUCCACUUCACACUGAUACAAGCCUUCUGCUGUGACAAUGACAUCAACAUUCUGCGAGUCUCUGGCCUACAACGCCUGUCGGAGAUCAUUCAGAGUCAGAGCGAGCCAAGUUCGGAACCUAUGGACUUGCAUUGUAUCCUCGUUUCGAAUCCACACAACAAUCCCUGGAAAUGUUCCAGUUUGGAUGAGGUCUUCAACUACUGUGCAGAGUGCAGGUCCAGGAAUCAGUGGAUCCCCUUUAUGUCACUGGUGGACAGAUAAUGUUGCCGCUGGUGAAUGGACCAGUUAAAUGUCGAUGACUUUGUGAUCUCGCUGCAGUGCAAAGGGAUUUGAUUGUCUGCAUGGAUUACGUUAAUUUGUGCUAUAUUCAGUGUUAUGCAAUCUAAGCGAUGCCCGGUUAAUGGCAAACUACUGACCUUGAACACGUGCUCUGAACAAGACACUUUUGUAUUAUGAAGAAGCAGCUGGAUCUGCCACCCAUUUAACCCACUUUUGUAGAAGAUUUUAACAAGAAGGAUUUAGUUUUAUAUAUUUUUUUUUUUAAAUAGUUUUGUGCUUUUUGGCUAAGUUGCUAGAUGUUUACUUGCCGAUAGCAAAGCCUUUAUCCAUAUGUUCCCUGGAUCUCGUCCUGUAUCUUUGGAAAGUUGUUCACCUUCAUUAUCGAGCCUUCCUCAAGCCUCAUCUUAUUGGUCAAUGCCUCAUUUCGAUCUAAUUUGAGAAGAAUGGUUUUUACAAUUAACGGCCAUAAAAUGUUGUAUGAUUAAAGAGCCUUCUAUAAUGACACUGUGAAGAUCUUGAGAAGACCUGAGAUCCAAUUUUCCAAAUGUCUGGUCAAAAAAUUAUUGUAUGUUUUCUCAUAGAUAUUUGGGAAUAAACUUUUGAAACUA